This is a messenger RNA of Cucurbita pepo subsp. pepo (vegetable marrow), 1213 nucleotides long. NCBI's taxonomy places the organism in Eukaryota, Viridiplantae, Streptophyta, Magnoliopsida, Cucurbitales, Cucurbitaceae. The record is from RefSeq and is a predicted model, not a curated record.
GUGAACGACUUUUCAAGAUUUUCAGUGAGGGUCUUCAUGACAGAUACUGCUCUGUGGCUUCUCCCGAGCUUCGAGAGUGAGACCGGCGACACUCAGAUCUGAAUCCACCUCCAAUAUCUCAAGCUCCUUCCCCUCGUCCCCUUCCGGAGCGGCUUUCAGGUUUCCUACUAUCAUAAAACCAUGUCAAGGAGGCCAGUAAAUCCUUCUCGACGUCUUGUUGAUGGUGGGAGUCUUCCAUUUGUCGGAUCAAUACAUUCCAAGUCACGGUCAUCGCCUUUGCUAACCAUAGGGCUUGUUGUGGGAGCAAUGCUUCUUAUUGGAUUUUGUUAUCAUCAAUCAGGUGGAUCAAGGAGCAAUAUAGAGGCUGUGAGUAAAGUUGAAGGUGGUACAUUGUGCACUGCAGAGGUCCAACGAGCAAUACCCAUUCUAAAGAAAGCAUAUGGAGAUAGCAUGCGUAAAGUAUUGCAUCUAGGCCCUGAUACUUGUUCAGUAGUGUCUAAAUUAUUAAAAGAAGAGGAUACAGAAGCAUGGGGUGUGGAGCCCUACGACUUAGAUGAUGCUGAUGCCAGUUGCAGACACCUUGUGCGGAAGGGCUUCGUGCGUGCUGCUGAUAUUAAGUUUCUCCUGCCAUAUAGAGCAAAGUCAUUUUCUCUUGUCAUUGUUUCAGAUGCAUUGGAUUACUUGUCUCCCAGAUACCUUAACAAGACUCUACCAGAACUUGCAAGGGUUUCUGCUGAUGGUGUUGUUAUAUUUGCCGGCUAUCCAGGUCGGCAAAGGGUCAAAGAUUCGGAACUUCCCAAAUUCGGACGUCCAGCAAAAUUACGAAGCUCGUCUUGGUGGAUAAGGUAUUUUGUACAGACAAGUUUAGAAGAGAAUGAAGCAGUGGUAAAGAAGUUUGAUCAGGCUGCAGCUAAGAGGUCCUACAGGCCUGCUUGCCAAGUCUUCCACCUCAAAUCCUACUCUUGAGAAUCUCAAAACUGUACUUUCUGUAAACUUAUUCCCCCCAUGCCUGUUUUAUUUUGCACAAAGUGCUUAGUUUCUUCUCUAAAUUAGCUACCUAAUUUAUAUGCCUUUUCAGUAAAUUGGUAUAGGUUUUAGAAUACGCAUUGCACUUGUUUGUAUCUGGGCAAGUUAUGAUCAUGACAUAUUGUGAUUCUUUCGGUGGUUAGCUUUUAUGGCAAAUAUGAUUAAUAUGUAUGGCCUCUUUGUAUUA